Molecule: messenger RNA, 732 nt
Organism: Eurytemora carolleeae
Lineage: Eukaryota; Metazoa; Arthropoda; Copepoda; Calanoida; Temoridae
Product: serine protease 41
Exons: 5
Coding region: 3-305 (100 amino acids)
Biological process (GO): proteolysis
Molecular function (GO): serine-type endopeptidase activity
Source: RefSeq, a predicted model, not a curated record
CAAUGCGUGUAUUAGAUAAUCGAAGCUGUGCUGAUAUGUAUAAGAUAAAAUAUGGAAUCAAUAUUCAGGAAGGCCAUGUGUGUGCCGGAAGUCCCUCCGGAAGUGUGGAAAGGAGUACAGGCGCAUGCGUGGGGGACAGUGGAGGACCUUUGCAGUGUAAUAUGAAGGAUGGAUUAUGGUAUAUGGUUGGACUGACCAGCUUCGGGUCAGGUUGUGCUAAACCUGGAUUCCCUGAUGUUUUUAUGCGAAUAUCUCAUUACAAGAGAUGGAUUGAAGAGAUUAUUGAACAGUAUAAACUGGAUUAGUCUCCAAGCUGAAAACUUUAUAAUUGUGGAUAUCGAGAUCAAUGCUUGAUCUCCUCUUUUAUUAAUCUGAAGACUAAUUUGAUCGUAUGUUAAUAUCCGGGAAAUGGUCUAAACUGCAAUCAAUCCGGUAUCAAUUGUGGAACCCGAACAGCCAAUCAGCAGCAGAAAAAUUUCAAAAUUUUGGCGCGCAAUAAAUGAUUCGGAGGAAGCAGGAAAAUCCAAAGUGUCGACAGUGGAUACAGAUAUUUAGCAAUCAGAAUUAGGGGUAUCCAAUACAAGACUUUUCAGCUCUUCACACUUAAACUAAUAUUUCUACUCGGGGUUAUGCAGGCAGUAAAUGCUUGUGGAAACUAGAGGAAAUCGUCUGAGCCUAGAUAGAGACAGAUACUUAUAUUUCUUAACUAACAAAAACCUGUGAAAAAAGACU